Messenger RNA from Salvia miltiorrhiza (redroot sage), 992 nucleotides. RefSeq lists its product as uncharacterized. The transcript has 2 exons. The record is from RefSeq and is a predicted model, not a curated record. Bases 35 to 970 code for a protein of 311 amino acids. Lineage: Eukaryota; Viridiplantae; Streptophyta; Magnoliopsida; Lamiales; Lamiaceae. Gene Ontology annotation, molecular function: protein dimerization activity.
GAAAGCCUUAAUUUUGGAAGAAAAUCCUUAUGCCAUGUAUGUUCACUGUUUUUCUCAUCAACUUCAGUUGGUUGUUGUGGCUGUUGCUAAGAGUAUCAUGGCUGUGAAAGACUUUUUUAGUUAUGUCUCCAUGAUAGUGAACACCACUGGUGCAUCUUGCAAAAGAAAAGAUCAACUACUGAUGUUAGAACAUAAGAAAUUAGUGAAAGAACUCAAUGAUGAAGUAAGGAUGAGUGGAAGAGGCCAAAAUCAAGAAACUAGUUUGGCAAGACCGGGGGAUACUCGAUGGGGCUCACAUUAUUUUACCUUGCUUCGUUUAUGUUCUAUGUGGCCUUCAGUUGAGAAAGUUUUGGAACAUGUACGUGAUGAUACCACAAGUUCUGAUAUUAGAAGUUCUGCAAGAGGUUUGCUUGGAAAGAUGAAUAGUUAUGAGUUUGUGUUUGUGAUGCACUUGAUGACAUACUUGUUAGGAAUCACAAAUGAACUAUCAUUUUCUUUGCAAAAGAAAGAUCAAAAUAUCGUGCAAGCCAUGUCAAUGAUUGAUACUAUGAAAGUUCAAUUACACGACUUCAGGAUGACUGGAUGGGAGAUGAUUUUGCAGGGAGUCAACAGAUUUUGUGAGGUGAAUGCUAUUCCCUUGAUUCAUAUGGAAGACACUAUAACUCGACCUGGUUACAAGAGGCAAAGCAUCACCAAUGAUCAUUAUUAUCGUGUGGAGAUUUUUAAUGAGGUUGUUGAUCUAACAAUACAAGAGCAAAACACUCGGUUUUCCGAAGCUAGCACUAAUUUGCUUAGAUGCAUGGCGUGUCUUGAUCCGAGAAAUAAUUUCUCCCAAUUCAACAUUGAUCAACUCAUGCGUUUCACUACUUUAUAUCCCGAAGACUUUGGGCCAGGUGAUUAUUUAUUAUUUCCACAAUUACUUCUUGAUUUCAUUAUUAAUGUGCAUUUUGUGCAUUGUUUCUUUAGGUGAUUGUCUAUGUCUUCCACAACAA